CGCCGAAGCGCAGCGUAGUGGUCGGAGUGGGUCGGGCGCGUGAUAAUGACGUAAGCUACCUGCCAGCUCUGAGAGUGGGGCGCGUCCCGGAGUUGAGUUCCAGCGAGAUAACGUGUAGGAAUGGCUGCUGUUUAUUCUGGCAUUUCCUUUAAGCUCAAAAGCAAGACAACUUCCUGGGAAGAUAAACUAAAAUUAGCUCACUUUGCAUGGAUUUCCCACCAGUGUUUUCUUCCAAAUAAAGAACAAGUUUUACUUGAUUGGGCAAGACAGUCAUUGGUUGCAUUUUAUAAGAAAAAACUUGAGCUGAAGGAAGAUAUUGUCGAAAGGCUUUGGGUGUAUAUUGAUGACAUUCUUCAUAGCAGAAAAUUACAAAAUCUCCUGAAGAAUGGAAAGACAGUUAAUCUUCAAAUUUCCCUCAUCAAGAUCAUAAACGAGAGAAUAGCUGAGUUCUCUCUUUCGGGAUGCCAAAGAAACAUCUGUGCUGUCCUGCGUUGCUGUCAGGGCAUCUUCUCAACGCCUGCCCUUGCUGUCAUCUACACAGCCAAACAGGAGUUGAUGGUGUCCUUGCUGAGCCAGCUCUGCUGGUCAGCCUGCAGGCAGCCAGAAGGAGCCGUGACAGCCCAGCUAUUCGAGGUCAUUCACCUGGCUCUUGGCCAUUACCUCUUGCUCCAGCAGCAGCAGGCCAACCCUAGACGUGUCUUUGGGGAUGUGACUGGGCACCUGCUCCAGCCCUGCCUGAUCCUGCGGCAUUUGCUUUCUGGAGGUACGUGGACACAGGCUGGCCCAGGCCAACUGCGGCAGCUGCUGAGCCGGGAUGUCAGAAGUCAGAUUGAGACCCUUCUUCAAGGUGGAGUUUUUCAGCCGGAUCUGCUCUCAUCCUACAAAGAGGAGCUCUUGGAUCAGCAGCAAGACGACAUGAAAAUGGGAACCCUGAAGGGUCUUCUUGCUCCAGUAGACACUGUGAUUGCUAGGCUGGUGGAUGCUGGCUACUGUGAACCAGAUCUUCAUGCUUCUGUUGUGGCCAGCUCUGUGGCCUUGCUGUACAGGCUCUUUUUGGAUUCUUACCUUAAGGAGGGAAACCAGUUUCUCUGCUUCCAGGCUCUCCCCAGGCUGUUUGGCUGCUUGCGACUCUCACGCCUGCAGGAGGGACAGACGGAAGCCCUGUCUACAUCAGACUGGACUACAGAGCUUCUGGCUGUGGAGCAGCUGCUAAACUCAGUGGCCACCAACAACAUCUACAAUGUAGCCGCCGACAGGAUCCGGCAUGGGGAGGUGCAGUUCCACUUCUACCGCCGUGUGGCUGAGCUGCUCAUAAACCAUUCACAAGCACCUGUGCCAGCCUGGUUCCGCUGCCUCAGGAUUUUGAUGUCUCUGAAUCAUUUGAUUUUAGAGCCAGACCUGGAUGAACUGUUGUCUUCAGCUUGGAUUGAUGCUGAAGUAACAGAGCUCCGAACCAAAAAAGCCCAGGAGGUUCUUAUUCACACCCUUUUCCAGACAUAUGCCAAGCUUCGUCAGGUGCCACGGUUGUUUGAGGAGGUUUUGGGGGUGAUCUGCCGUCCAGCUGCUGAGGCACUGAGGCAACCUGUGCUGUCCUCAGGCCCUUCCACAGCACUCUGUGCAUGCCUCCUAGAGCUGCCACCAAGUCAGAUCCUGGACACAUGGUCCCUUGUGCUGGAGAGGUUCCAGGAUUUGGUCCUCCCCUAUUUGCAGAGUGAUGCCGACAUGGCCCUGAAGGCCCUGUCUCUGAGCUCAUUGCUGCACUGCGUCAUGUUCAACAUGCAGAGCCUGGACAGCAGCAUGCCCCUGCCAGUCAUCAGACGGACACAGUGCACAAUGGAGAGGAUGCUGGGAGAGCUCCUGAAGCCACUGCUGGCCCUUCUCCUGGAUCCCCCAGAUGCAGAGCCUGAGCUGUGGCAACAGAAGGUGAGUGACGCCACGUGCCUGCUGUCUUACACCUGGGCUCAGGUGGAUACCACCCUCAGUUUGAACUGUAGCCAGUAUCACUCUGUGGCUGGUCCCCUGACUGGGGAUGCUGUGGACAUCUCGAAUCUCCCCUUGUUGAUCCCAGGUGUGGAAGCACAGCUCUGGAGGAAGGUAGAGAAGAUUACAGCACAGUCCAGCUCUCUUGGUAGGUAUUGCUUAGAACAGCUCUACCUGCAGAAAAUGAAACGGACUUUAAUGCAGACUGGUUCCAGUUCUGAAGAAGCCCUCCAAACUCUGCAGCAUGAUGCUUCCUACAUUCUUGGUUCUGGCAGAGACAGCUUGACUCAAGGGACAGUGGCUUCCUGGGAUGGGCAGAUAGGGACCGUGAGUGAGCCCACAUACCCCGUAGCACACUGGCACUUGAUUGUGUCAAACCUCACAGUUUUAAUUCCCUACCUUUGUCCAGAUGACGUGAGAUACCUGGCCAGUGUUCUUUUAAGAACUUUACCAAUGAGCAAAGCCCAGGAAGGCUCAGCAGAUGAAGACCCGUUUAUCACCCUUGGGAAAGUAUCCACAGCCCUCCUUCACAGCCCUGUCUUUCCAGAGAUUCAGUCUCUCCAUUCUGCCUUCCUGAUGUGCAUUAUUGUCAGAUGUUCCAGCAUUCUCUGCUCUGGUGCCCAUGAUGACCUGGGUCUUCUUAGACAGCAGCUGCCCUGGCUUUUUGAAAAGGACCACCACAAGGUUGUGGCUCAUUGGGAAAACAGGUUUGCAAAAGCCGGACCUGAUGGUGUAGAACGAAGAGAAGUUGCCCAGAACUUACUAUCCCUGGUCAAGAGGGACUUCCCUAUCCAUCUGGAGGAAGAGCAAAUAGCAGACCUCUCAGAGCUCUUGGAAGUUGUCUCCACCCUACACCUGGACAGCCUCUCACCUCCCUAUCAUGUGCGUUAUUUUCUUCUGUUACUGUCCAUGGGUGUCGCCACACUGAGAUGUUCUCAAUUGUCCUCUUUGGCCCUGCAGUUCUUGGUGACUUGCUAUCAGCUUCUUGGUGCCCUGCAGAGAGGAAAGAGUGCCCGGUCUGUGUUCAAGGUCAUGUAUGUCAGUGAUAUUUUUGAGAUCGUGCUGACUUCAUUGUUGCAAGCCAGUCAUGUGUUCUUUGUUGAGGGUGAUAACCCCUCUUGGCUGCAGCUCCUCCAAGUGGUGGGGACAUUCUUGGAGCAGCUAAUGCAGAUGGUCAUCCAGCUGAAGCUGAGCGUGGUGCUUAAUUUUGGGAAAAUCCUCACAUUCCUCUCAAGGUGCAAAUUGUACACUGAGUCAGCUUCCAGCAAACAGUUGAAAAUCCAGAGCCUUCUGGGCAGCCAGCUUCUUCUGGUAUCUCUAACCAAGUUGUGCCAAGUCCUAGGAUCUUUCGUAAAAGAGCAGAGACAGCCCCAGGAGACCCCCUUCGUACUUCCCGAGCUGCUGCAGCAGGCUGUGCUACAAACAGGUGCUCUCUGCUCAGCCGUUGGCGCCAGGGGCCACCAUCUCCCCUCAGCUUUCCUCUCAGCCAUUGCCACACUCUUGGAAGUGGACCUGAGCCAGCACCACAGAGACAGAGCGCCCGAGAUUGCCCAGGUGGCAGACAGAGCACUGCCCUCCCAUGCUGCCCUCUACCGGGACGUUUACACUCAGCUGCUGUCAGAGCUGCCAGCCCUCGUGGGGAACAUUCCAUCCUUCCAGGCAGCCUUGCGGUUUCUAACUCUGUUCUUUUUGGCCCCAGAACUUCAUCCCAAGGAGGGCUCCAUUUUUGCCUCCAUGUUUCAUGCUGUGAAAAAAGUUCUUGCAGAUCUGGAUACUUCUGCUCAGGUCACUCAAGAUGUUGAGCCUCUCUUGGGAGCCCUGUUCACCCAGAUGUUGGAGGCUGGGACAAUGGAGGACUUUGGGCUGGUGAUGUGGUCUGUUCUCCAGGGGCUGGAUGUCAAUUACACGUGGAGGGCUGACUUACAGGCUGUUUUGUGCGCUAUCAGAUUGCUCAAGCUGCUGCUGAGCUGCCCACUCAGUGGAGAGAAGGCCGGUCUGCUGUGGCGUGCAUGUCCUCAGAUCAUCACAGCUCUGACGCUGCAACACCGAGAGGCCUGUCAGGAGCAGCCUGUGGCCGUGGCUGUGGUUGGGCCUAUUCUAGAUGUUCUGGCUGCCCUGCUGCGGCAGGGAGAGGAGGCCAUCAGCAACCCCCACCAUGUCAGCCUGGCCUUCAGCAUCCUGCUGACAGUUCCUUUGGACCAUUUGAAGCCAGCAGAAUACAAGAGCAUUUUCCUCAGGAUGCACAGCGUGCUCUUCUCCAUCCUGCAGUGCCACCCUAAGGUGAUGCUGAAGGCCGUCCCAUCUUUCUUGAACUCAUUUCACAAGCUGGUGGUUUCAGUUAUGCAUGAAGGGCGUCAGAAAGACAAAGGAAACUCGGAUGACCUGCCAGUGAUCCUCGAGUGUGCGCGCCUGGUGGAGAGGAUGUAUAGCCACAUUGCCACACGAGCUGAGGAGUUCACUGUGUUUUCCCCCUUCCUCGUGGCCCAGUAUGUGACAGAGGUGCAGAAGGUGACCUUGUACCCACCCGUGAAGACCCUGCUGCAGGAGGGCAUUUAUCUCAUCCUUGACCUUUGUACUGAGCCCAAUGUCCAGUUCCUGCGGGUCUCACUGCAGCCUGGAGCACGAGACAUCUUUAAGGAGCUGUACAGCGACUACCUCAAGUACCACAAGGCUAAGCAGGAAGGAGAGAAAAGAUACACCGCCUAGGCCCAGCUGUAGGUGCACGGCAUCAGCAGCACCUUGAGGAGGCUGUGGCCUAUGGUCCAGAGCCUGGGAAGAGAGACUUCAGGUGUUCUUGCACAGUGUGGACACCUGUGGGAAGCCUUUAGGGCUAUGUAAUGUUUUCUUACUGAGUGAUUUCUUAAUAUGUCUUUUUGCAAUCACUUUUUCUUGUUUUUUUGCAUUGAGUACUGAGCCCAGGGCCUCAUGCACAUGAAUUAUGCACUUGUACCAGCCAGGAAACUACACGCCAACCCAGAACAUCAGUACUUUUUUUUUCUUCUUAGUAUUUUGAGACGGGGGUCUCACCGUGUAGCUCAGGAUGACCUUGAAAUUGGGAUCCUCCUGUGUCAACCUGAGUGUGAGCAAUAGCAUCUUUUCUUAAGUAAGUGUUGCUUUAGAAUCCUGGAAAUAGUUCCUGGAACAAGAUUAAUUUGGUGGGAAAAUGACUGACACCUGUGACAUGUUCCUUCUGACCCUAGUCAGAAGUAGACUUUGGUACUUUGCUCCCAGCACAUGUCUGUAAUUAAAUCCUGCUUAAUAGCUCUGCCCUUUAAGUUCUUCAGGCCUCACAGGAGGCAUUCUCGAACUGCCGCUUUUGUACCUUCUCUCUGAGAAUCCUUAUGGCACUGGGGUGCAUUAGCUGAGGGCAGGGCAACACAUCUGUCAGGCAGAUAGAUGGUCUGAGCAAAGGUGCCAGGACUCCUGCCUGUUCUUCCUGCUUCAGUAUGAAGUUCAUUUUGCAGUUUUUUUUUUCUAUCUGGUUUAAGAAAUAAUGUUUUUAUUACCUGAACAGUGUGUUUUCAUUGUACCAACCUGAGAACAUAAAAAUAGAAGGAAAAAUAUUUAAAAACUUACUCAUGGCAUCAGAUACUCGAAUAACCUCUGUCAUCACCAGGAGUGUCUUGUUUUAGUUCUCGUACUAUGAGUAUGUACAGAUGUACAGGUAUAUAUAAAUAUAUAACAGUUAAGUUGGUCAAAAUGCUUUUUCCUAUGUAAUAUUUCAGAGAUGUCUUUGGGUCAAUAAAAAUACUUGAUAUAUUUUUUAAUGCUGCAUAGUAGUCCACUGAGUAGACAUAGCUGUUUGAGUGAAGAAAUCCCC
This is a messenger RNA of Castor canadensis (American beaver), 5800 nucleotides long. NCBI's taxonomy places the organism in Eukaryota, Metazoa, Chordata, Mammalia, Rodentia, Castoridae. The record is from RefSeq and is a predicted model, not a curated record.